UUACACUCCUCACGUUAUGGCGGCAGAACUACUAUCAUUUUGGCUCCUUCUGGUCUUUUCCAGCACUCUGAUUUCAGGAGACUCUUCCUUGAGAUUAGAUAAUCUGACAUUUGUGGUGGUGGAUGGAAGGGGUGGGCUGGAUUGCUGGCAGGAUUCAGUCACUCGACUCAGCCAAGGACAAAUCCCAGUGGUUCCAAGACCAUAUUGAUGACGUCAGGUCUAUCGACAUGGGGACCGUUCCCCAAUUUAUACAUACCCCACUGACCCCUACAAAGUUACAGUCUGGGAAAAUGGACUGCAACAGCUGACACAGGUGGGCAUCAGACAGCAGUAUGAGCUGGGGCAAUAUCUGAGGAUGAGAUAUAAACAUUUUCUCAGCCCAUCAUAUAGAAAAGAAGAGAUCUACGUGCGCAGUACAGACUAUGACAGGACCUUGAUGAGUGCUCAGGCCAUCCUGGCAGGAUUGUAUCCUCCAGACAGAACCCAGCGGUGGCACCCAGAUAUUCCAUGGCAGCCAAUACCAGUGCAUACAGUGCCGCUAUCCCAGGAAAGACUACUAAAAUUUCCUUUCAAAGAUUGUCCCCGAUUCUAUGAACUAUUAAAGGAGACCAUUCAGCUGCCAGAUUAUAAGAACAGGAUGAAUGCAUGGAAGGAUUUCAUUGCAAGCAUUGCAAGCUACACUGGUUAUAGUGUGGAUGAAGCAGUCCCUCAUCGAAUAUAUGACACGCUCUUCUGUCAGAAGUCUCACAACUUCAGUCUACCAGCCUGGGCCACACCAGAUGUGUUGAAAACAUUGGAAGAGAUCACCGCUUUUGAAAUUAAAGCACACACAACACUCCACAAAUCUAAAGAGAAGUCUCGCCUCACUGGAGGGAUUCUUGUGGAUGCUGUGCUUCAGAAUUUCACAGAAGCCAUUAAGACAUCUCCACCACAAAAAAUGGUGAUGUACUCAGCGCAUGACACCACCAUCAUAGCUCUACAAGUGGCACUGGGCGUUUAUACUGGAAUUCAUCCACCAUAUGCUUCUUGUCACAUAUUUGAAUUCUACAAGGAAAGUGAUGGCACUUACAGUGUUGGAAUGUACUAUCGGAACGAGUCAAAUACAGAUCCAUACCAGUUAGUGUUGCCAGGAUGUACUUCUCCGUGCCCAUUGCAGAACUUCUCUCAGCUUAUGGCACCAGUUAUCCCACAGGACUGGAGGAAGGAAUGCCAAAUCCAGAAGGAACAAAAAUCAGACAGAACCAUUUUAGCGUUAUCCAUUGUAGUGGGAAUACUCUCCGUUUCACUUCUGUUCAUCCUGUUUUGGGCUUUGAAGUCACGACCAGAAUAAUCCUCAUGGCCCCUCAUUACAUCUGAGCGACGCCAGCCCAUGACCACCAUCGCCGCCCCUUCUAUACGUUUCGGUGGGCUCUUGCUUAGUGGUAAUCCGACUACACACCAUACAGCCACAACUUGGAUGUUUUCCUACACAACGGACAAGUUUGUCGCCU
Bufo bufo (common toad) is the source of this 1490-nucleotide messenger RNA. RefSeq names its product testicular acid phosphatase homolog. Gene Ontology annotation, cellular component: lysosome; postsynaptic membrane. Gene Ontology annotation, biological process: negative regulation of ERBB4 signaling pathway; lysosome organization; regulation of neuronal synaptic plasticity. Gene Ontology annotation, molecular function: acid phosphatase activity; protein tyrosine phosphatase activity; receptor tyrosine kinase binding. The coding region runs from base 356 to 1330 and encodes 324 amino acids. NCBI's taxonomy places the organism in Eukaryota, Metazoa, Chordata, Amphibia, Anura, Bufonidae. The transcript is spliced from 12 exons. The record is from RefSeq and is a predicted model, not a curated record.